This is a messenger RNA of Lytechinus pictus (painted urchin), 5208 nucleotides long. RefSeq lists its product as uncharacterized. Lineage: Eukaryota; Metazoa; Echinodermata; Echinoidea; Temnopleuroida; Toxopneustidae. Gene Ontology annotation, biological process: mitophagy by internal vacuole formation; mitochondrial protein catabolic process. The coding region runs from base 436 to 3150 and encodes 904 amino acids. The record is from RefSeq and is a predicted model, not a curated record. The transcript is spliced from 9 exons. Gene Ontology annotation, cellular component: mitochondrial outer membrane.
GAAUGGGAAUGAAUGAAUAGAUAGACGCAGUGCGUCUCUUUUUUCGUCAUGCAUCCGGCCGUCGCUUUGUGACAAGCAGCGCAGCGCAGAUAGAAUACGGCGGCGAUCGCAAUUGCUCAGAGUAUGUGUAUGGCUGUGACAAUCAGAAAAGUGUGAACGACUGCCAUAAAGGAGUCUAUACAUUUUUGACUAAAUUCUCUUUUUACAAUUUGACCGAUGGAAUCAGCCAUAACAAAGCUGCAAUUAAAAGCUACUCUGAGUUUCAUGAUGGUGUUUUGCUGAAAGAGUCGCCGUGUUGAUGUAGGUUUGAUCGCCUCUUUCUGAAGUUUCUCUACUGAACGUCAAUUCUUCCACCGGAAUCGGCAAAGAUCGCUCCCCUAAAGAUUCGGCCUGAUUCCUCGAGCUCCCGUGGCUCUGACCAAGGGGUAGGGAAUCAUGUCAGCAAUGUAUUCAACAGCAUCAUCUGCCUAUUCUUCUGCACCCAAUAGCAUGGGUGUUGGUCCCAGGCAGAGAAGGACCAAACGAAGAGCGCCAGUUCCAAACAAUCAAUCAGGACCUUGGAGGGAUUCAUCCUGGGUCCAGAGUUUCUCUUCCCAAGGACCCAGCCCUCUAGGAAACCCCCAGGACCUCAAUCCAGCAUUUGCUCUGCGGAAGAUUGUUCUUCUUCUGGAGAAAGAGAAAUAUGUUGACGUCUCGCAACUCAUCAACCAGCUCAACAAUGUUACCAUCAAGUCUGUCCUGCAUGAAUUGCCUAUUCAUACGUUUAUUGAAAACAUCCCAGAUUCCCUUGUCGCAGUGGAGAGUUUGUACUCUAAACUGUUUGUUCUAGACCCAGAGAGCUUCCCUGUGGAGAAGCUAGCUAUUGAAGCUACAGUUUUCCAGAUUGUCCGACACUUAGCCUUGGCAGACUCUAUGCUUGAUGGUGGCUCCCAUGAAGCAAAUAAUGAAACGAACAAGUCUAUUAGAAACAUCUUACAAAUUGUCCUCUUUGUCAAGCCAGACAUUGUUUCUGUAGUCCAUGCUCGGAAAAAGAUGAUGGACAAUGCCCUCCAAGGAAUAGGUGAGCACAGCCUGGUCAAAGUCGCAGGAUCUCUCAUGAACCUUCAUGAUGGUCUCAAAAUUGAAUUUGAGAAAACUACUGCUUCCUACAAAACAGCCAUUCAGCAGCUUGAACAGCUGAGCCUCUCCAACCCAAAACCGGUCACUCUGAAAUCAUUUGCAAAUCGAUCACUUCCCUCUGCAAACCAUCAAGUCCUGAUGACAUACACUGAAGGAGAAAUCCAAGAAAGGCUCUUCAAGAACAAGACUGUGUUGAAUGCUGUUGAAUCCAAUAUGACCAGUCAGCUUCCACACUUGAUCCAGAACCUCAAGGAAAGGAUUGAAAAUGACAAGAAUGCACUUUUGGCAUUUGGGAGAUUACGCCGGGAGAUUAAGGGCAUAGCUGGUGAUGCCAAAGUAGCACCUGUACUGACUCAGUACUCAAAAAGUCUCAGGUCUGUUCUAGAAGUCUUCAAAGUUCUCUUGGAAGAGCAAUACCCAGAGAGAAAGACACAUAAUCUCAACUUCUCAGACCAUGAUGACCAAGUCCUAAAGUUGGAAGAUGUCGAGGGAGUGCCAUCUAAAGAUUCUGCUAAUUUGGAUACAGAUAGAAGCAAUUCUACUGAUUUUCAUGCUGGUAUAUCAGAUGCUGACAUACCACCCCCACCCAACUAUUCCCCACCUCCAAUACCCUCCAUGACUCCGCCCACUUCACCCCACUCCGAGACAGAGAUGGGGAACUCCUCGAUGCCAUCCAAGGAGGUUCAGCGUAGACGAGCCCGAUCCCGUGAUCGUAGCAGGAGGAAGAAAGCACCAAAGUCGAGGGCAACGUCGCUGGAUCGAAGUCAGGUGGUGAUAUCGCGGCCAGAGAGGGAGAGCGUUGAAGAUAGUAGGGACUUUCAGGUGAUGAUGAAAAGGAUCAAUUCUGUUUCUGCUUCUUCACCAGCCAUAGGGCGACGUGGGCUGGAGAAACGAGGAAUCAGUCCAAUGCGUAACGGAGCAAGAAGUGGUUCGGUUUCUCCAUCAUCGUAUCGACGCCAUCUCCUCGGAGAAGAUAUGCCUCUUUCUGAACUAUCGCAGAUUGAAAAAGAUCAGCUUAAGGGAGAGAGUCGGAGAUCAUCCUUGUCAUCCACCUCGGACAUUCAUAAGUCUACCAAUUCAUCCCGUCGCCAAGCCAGGCCAACCUCCAUGUAUGUGACUGGGUCUGUAAGCCCUGAUGGCGAUGAUACUUACUCAAUGCUUAUGGAUGAAUCUUCUAAGAGAGAAGCUGUGGAAAAAGAGAGAGACAAGGUUAUUCGGAUGCAUUAUCAUGCGCAGACUGAACUGCACAAGACUAAAGAGGAUCUCCAUACAGCAUUAGAGAAGAUCAGCAGACUGCAAGAGAAUGAGAGAAGAUUGAAUCAAGAAGUAACCAAGCUCUCGUCACAUCCUGGUCUUACCAACAACAAUGACCCUAAUGUUGUGAAGUCCAAACGGACCAUCGUGGGUGAUCUUCUGUACGAGUAUGACAAGCUAUUUACCAAUGACCGUGCCAAGGCAUGGGUGUCUCUCAACCUUAUGUCUGAGCAGAAACAGUUUGAGGACAGUGAUGACCUGAAGGACAAAGUUCUCUUCUCUGUCAUUGUGCUUGCCUUCAGGACUGCCAAGAAUACUCUAGACUCCAUUCAGGGUGGGGUCCAGCAGCUACUGAUGAACUCAAAUAAACAGGCAAAUGGUGACGCUGGUGGUAACCAUGGCAACAACCAAAGCAAACAAAAGACAAAUGGAGAGUUGCUUCAGUUCCUAAGAAGGCUUGGGGAGGGCUAUGACCUGGGUCCACUGGUAAAGGAUGUGGGAAAACAGCUGUUCACUGCCCUCUACGACUACCCUAAACUGAAGACGUCGGCUGAGCUUGGUCGCUUCAUUGAACGCUGCGUGUCAUUGGCCUGGAGACUGACCAUCCAGGAUCCACCACUGACCAUCACCUACGACAACAUGACAUUCACCCAGGACGUUCACCAGAGGGCGCCAGCCACGAACAAGAGAUCAACAACAAUUAGAUCAUAUCUAUGGCCUUGUCUUGUUGAGGAGGGUACAGGAAUGUGUGUGUAUAAAGGAGUAGUCCUGACCUGAGUCAUCAAGGAUAUUUUAAUCUCUUGCUACUAACCUCUGGGAAGAUUUCCUGAAAGGACUUGUUGGAUGGUUUACCCGACAGAUAUUUUUUUAUCAAACAGUUACCAUAGUAACAGUCAGACACCUGUGCUUCUCAGCAACCAAAAUGGAAGAAGUUUGUUGAAUCUGACAAGUUGACAGCCAACAAACAUUGAUGAAAUGGUCUCCUGAACGUCACUAAAUGGGUACCUCACGAUCAUGACAAUCAAAGUGUAUCAGGAAGUUUUUUUACUAUGGAAAAGUCCACCUUACAUUUACAAUUUUCAUUAGAGAUUUUCCUAGUGUACAUUUUUUCUUCUCUUUUUGGUCUUCUGUGUAUUUAUGUAACUUCUUCUGCUGCCACUUCUUCAUUUUUUUCUUCCUCUUCUUCUAUCUCUCGAGUCCUCUCUUACACUUUAAUCUUCACCUUUCCUCCUAAUUUACAUACAGCUCAAUUGGUAAAUUGUUUUAUUUCCACCCUAUGCAUUAUAGUCUACACAUGUGACUUAUUUCUCCUGAAUCCAUCCUUAAAUCCAUGAUGUUUUCUAUCUUUUGUGAUUUAUGAUUAAUUCAUGUCCAUUACCAGUAAUUUUACAAUACAUAUCAUCGGCGAUCACAUGAAUCUUUAUAUCAGUAGGUUUGGGGUCAAAACAGAAAUUUUGAUAUUUUUCCAGAAAGUAAAAGAGGAAGCAGUAUUAUAUAUCGCAAAAUAUCUUUCUUUUUUUCUGAGACAUAAAUGUUUUCAAUGCAAGGGCAUAAAAUUCAUUUUUCCCAUCGACAGCGUGUACUGUAAUAAAGUCAUACAACAACUGGAUGCAUUUGAUAUGCAAAUUUUUCAUCGAGACCUCAACUAGCUGAUGUAUCUGUCUAUAUUGUCUUUGCAAGUACAAGAGUGAUACAACAGUUUGGAUGGAUGUGCAGUCAGUAGUGUUGUAUUGCCAAUUGCAGAUUUGCACACAGAAAUGCUUCCCUACUCAAACUGAAAAUUCAAUUAUUUAGCUAAAGCUCUUGCAAUUUUCCUCAAAUUCCCAAAUUUGAGGUAAAUAAAGAUACAAUUACAAAAUUUAAGAAGUGAUCUUGGGAAGUUUCGGAGUGCUAUUCACAUACAACGCCAAUAUGAUUCUGUUUUCUUUACAUUAUGUUUCACACUACAGUAUCACAAUACAAUGGUUCAUGUGACCGCCGAUAAUAGAGAGAAAUAUAUCUUCUGAAAUUAGCUCUUUUGAAAUAGAUUUAAUGAAAUCUAAUCAAAAAUGCAAAAGAACACCUUGAUAGAUGCAUGUAGUGCCUUUUUAUAAUCUCACCAUCAAAUGCUGCUUAUAACUUGUAAAAAUCUAUUUUUACAAUCUGUAUGAAUAUAAAUACAAUGAUACAAUAUUUUUAUGGGUAUACAGAAACACAAGUGGUGGAAAGAAAUAAGUAAGUUUCUUUUAAUGAUGAUCAUUUUACUUGUAUAAAACCUGCACGUCAUUAGUCCUUUCUCAGAUUUGCUAUACUUAUCAUGAAUGAACAUGUAUGAUCUUCCAAGCUACUUAAUGUGUGAAAUUCUGUAUGCAAGAAACUUAGUUAUACGAAAUACUAUUGGCAUUAUCUUGUGUUCAAAUAUUUUCAAAUUACAGGGUAUUUGUGUGUGAUACACUUAUUCUAAUCCAAAUCAAACCGGUUCCAGUAUAAAGCAAGAACCUGAUUGACACCAAAUGAGGUAUCUUUAUUAGCGAGUAUCCCAUCGAUGUAUAAACAUUUCAAUGACACUAACUGUCUUAAUUCUCACUGUAUCAGGGAAAAUGGUACUCAAUUAGAAUGUUUUACACAUGUGUGACCAAAAAAAGUACUUUUCACUUGAUGUACAUAAUACAGUUUUUGGUGUUAAAAAUGCCAUAGAUGCUAAUUUCCCUCACCCCUGUUUCAGUGAAGUAAUUGUAAGCUAAUAUUAUGUAUGCAUCUUUUGUAUUGUAGUAUCUCAUCAUUCUUUAAUUAUUUUGAAUGGCAGGUUCUGCAAAUAUUUACAGGAGUGUAACUAACCAACUUUAUAUUUGCUAA